This is a messenger RNA of Magnolia sinica, 3218 nucleotides long. Its product is annotated as MDIS1-interacting receptor like kinase 2-like. NCBI's taxonomy places the organism in Eukaryota, Viridiplantae, Streptophyta, Magnoliopsida, Magnoliales, Magnoliaceae. The transcript has 2 exons. The coding region runs from base 16 to 2961 and encodes 981 amino acids. Gene Ontology annotation, biological process: protein phosphorylation. The record is from RefSeq and is a predicted model, not a curated record. Gene Ontology annotation, molecular function: ATP binding; protein kinase activity; protein binding.
UAAGCAACAACAGCCAUGGCCAUACAGAAAUCUCUCUCUCUUGCUUUUCUUCUUUUAUUAUUAGAAUUUCUUUCUUCCAAUGCCUUUACAACAGCACCAGCAUCCACACUCCGAGAAGCAGAGGCUCUCUUGGAAUGGAAAGCCAGCAUCUUCUCACCACAAGCUCUCCAUUCAUGGUCACUUCCAUCUGCUAAUGCUAGUGCCAACACAAUCUCUCCAUGCAAAUGGUAUGGGAUCUCCUGCAACGGCCUUGGAAGCGUAAUAGAGAUAAGCUUACCGAGUGCAGGCUUACAAGGUAAGCUUCAUAACUUGAGUUUCUCGUCAUUUCCAAACCUCCUCCGUCUCAAUCUCAGUGACAACACACUCACUGGAACCAUCCCAGCCGAUAUUGGCACUCUUUCCAGACUCGUCUCCCUCAAUAUCUCCAUGAAUAAUCUCUCUGGAGUUCUACCUCUUUCAAUGGCUAACCUUUCUCACCUUUCAGAGCUUGACAUCUGGUCUAAUGAAAUAACUGGGCCUAUUCCUCCAUCUUUAGGUAACUUGACCAGGCUGACAGUCCUCUACCUCUCUAACAAUCAAAUUUCUGGUUCAAUUCCUGCACAAUUAGGAAAUCUCAAGAAUUUGGUUGAGUUGUCAUUGCAGAAUAAUAGUCUGACAGGUCCAAUCCCUCCUGCUUUAGGUAAUUUGAGAAACCUUACACUUUUGUACCUCUACGGAAAUCAAAUUUAUGGUUCAAUUCCUGCACAAUUAGGAAAUCUCAAGAAUUUGGUUAAGUUAUCGUUGCACAAUAACAAUCUGACAGGUCCAAUCCCUCCUGCUUUAGGUAAUUUGAGAAACCUUACACUUUUGUACCUCUACAGCAAUCAAAUUUCUGGUUCAAUUCCUCUGGAAAUUGGGAAUUUGGUAAAUCUCAAUAAGCUUGAGCUUGAGAGUAACCUUCUAACAGGUUCUAUCCCUUCCACUUUAGGAAACUUGACCAAGCUUAAACUCUUCAAUGCAUUUGACAACCAUUUAACUGGUGAGAUCCCAAAAAGCUUCAGAAAUUGCACUAGUUUAACUAGAGUUCGACUCGAAGGAAAUCAGCUUGUUGCAAAUGUAUCAGAAGCCUUUGGUGUAUACCCACAUCUCUAUUUCAUGGAUGUCAGCAACAACAUGUUGUUUGGUGAACUCUCACCGAACUGGGGAGAAUGCAAAAACUUGACCAGGCUACAGUUAUCUGGGAACAUGAUCACUGGUAGAAUUCCUCGCGAGAUUGGGCAGCUGAAGCAGCUACGAGUACUUGGUCUUUCUUCGAACCAUCUAGAAGGAGAGAUUCCAAAGGAAUUUGAGAGGCUAACUUCUUUGUUCAACUUGAGUUUAAAUGAUAACCAACUUUCUGGUCAGGUACCAAAAGAGAUUGGAAAACUCUCCAAUUUGGAGGUUCUUGACUUGUCAAUGAAUCGCCUAAGUGGUCCAAUACCACCUCAAUUAGGGGAUUGCUCCAAACUCCGAUAUCUGAAAUUGAGCGAAAAUGAUUUGAAUGGAAGCAUUCCAUUUCAAAUUGGUAACCUGGUAUACUUACAGGAUUUACUAGAUCUCAGUCAUAACUUGCUCAAUGGAGAGAUAUCACCACAACUUGUGAAAUUGCAUGUGCUGGAAAAGUUAAACCUCUCCCACAACAUGUUGUCGGGCUCCAUUCCACCUUCUUUUGAAGCAAUGUUCAGCUUGCAAUCUAUUGAUUUUUCAUACAAUGCUUUGGAAGGUCCUCUUCCCAACAGCAAAAACUUUCAGAAGGCUCCUGCAAUUGCAUUCAUAAAAAACAAAGGUUUAUGUGGUGAAGUGCAAGGUUUGAGACCCUGCAAUGCCCCUUCAAUAAGGCAUGGUGAUGCAAGGAAAGGCCGCCAAGUUGUCAUCUUCAUUGUUCUUCCUCUCUUGGCAGCCUUGUUUCUUUUAUUUAUAGUCGUCGGCGUUUCUUCCAUUUAUUCCCAAAGACGAAGAAAUAAAGAGAAGGUGGUUCUUGAAAGGAGCAGCAGAAAUCCAUUUUCAAUAUGGAAUUAUGAUGGGAUUGAUGCAUUUGAACAAAUCAUGGAAGCGACAGAGGGUUUCGACGACAAAUACAUCAUCGGAAUUGGAGGGUAUGGAAAAGUUUACAAAGCAAAUCUUCCAUCAGGCCAAGUAGUAGCUGUGAAGAAACUUCACCCACUCGAAGGUGGGGAUCAAUCCGAUCAAAGAAGUUUUAGAAAUGAGAUUCGAGCAUUAAUAGAAAUCCGUCAUCGCAACAUUGUGAAGCUUUAUGGUUUUUGUUCCCAUGCUCAAUUCUCAUUUCUAGUCUAUGAGUACAUGGAAAGGGGAAGCUUGGCUAGCAUCCUAAGCAAUGACAGAGGAGCUGCAGAGUUGGACUGGACUCUAAGGGUGAAGGUUAUUAAAGGUGUGGCCCAUGCAUUAUCUUACAUGCACCAUGAUUGCACCCAACCAAUUGUCCAUCGAGACAUAUCAAGCAACAACGUUCUGCUGAAUUCGGAACUUGAGGCCUGUGUCUCUGACUUUGGCACUGCAAGAUUGUUGAUACCUGAUUCAUCCAAUUGGACUACGCUCGCCGGCACUUACGGAUACAUCGCUCCAGAGCUUGCAUAUACAAUGAGGGUAACUGAAAAAUGCGACGUAUAUAGCUUUGGCGUUGUGGCACUUGAAGCGAUGAUGGGAAGGCAUCCUGGGGAGCUCAUCUCCUCUCUGACACCACCAAGUAGACAAGAUACACUGCUAAAGGAUAUGUUGGACCAACGUCUCCCGGACCCGACAGCUGUGGUUGCACACGAAGUCAUAUUUGUGGUGUACAUGGCACUUUCAUGCAUUCAGCCAGAUCCAAACUCUCGGCCAACCAUGCACCACGUGGCUCAAGAGUUAUCUAUUGGUGGGUCUUCAUUUUCUCUAGGGCCAUUCCACGCACUUACAUUACAUCAACUCAUGGAUCUUAAGGUAUAGUUGGGUGGAUGAAAAUCAUCAAGGUUGAGGGUGUGUAGUGGCAAGAACAUUAUUACUGUGUGUUUAUUGUAUGAAAAUCAUCGUAUGUGGAGAAGGUAUUUUUCUUGCUAUGAUAUGUACGUAAUUUUAGUGUGUGGAAUUGGUGUUUAUCUAAAAUGUAGAUUUUCAGGUGAAGCUUCUCUUUCUUUGUGGCUCCCACUUGAAUGUUUGUAUAUCGUUUUUAUUGUAUCAAUAAAGUUACAGGUGGUGUGCUCCUA